This is a messenger RNA of Linum trigynum, 2666 nucleotides long. The record is from the annotation of a GenBank genome assembly. Lineage: Eukaryota; Viridiplantae; Streptophyta; Magnoliopsida; Malpighiales; Linaceae.
AAAGACAGCCUCGCUGAGCCUAGCUCAAAGGAAUAAAAGAGAGAGUGCUUCAUGGGAGGUAGCCCAUGUCUGGCGUCAAAUUUAAUGGCAUUAAACAAAAGUGCUACGAGGAGACAACCCGAAUUUCUCUUUCUUAGUUAAAUUUUUAAUUUCAAGUUUGUUUUUAGCAUAAAAUUUUGAGGUGCUCAUUAAUGGAAAUCAUUGUAUCCUUUGGAUAGAUGUUACACAUGGAGACAUUUUUUUGAAGUUAUGACGAGAAAGAAGGUUUUGAUGACAUGAAAAGAGUACAAUAUCGACUUUUGUACUACUGAGGUAAGUGCUCUAACGAGAAAAUGCUAGAAAACGACGAAUAACGCAAAGGAAAGUGCUCUAGACCCUAUGAAAAGAGAAAUUUGGCCACCACCCCACCCAAACUUCAUUUUCACUUCUUUUCCUCUCUCCUUAGUCGAAAACCUUCUCCCUUCUCUCUUGGUUUCAAAUUUUCUCUGAACUUCUUCAACUUUCAAUCGCUAAAUCCACCACAAAAGCUCAAAAUUUGAUCCUCAAAUUUGAGAUACAUCCUACCCAACACCAUAAAAAUAAUGCACAACCAAAGAAAAUUCAAAAAGCUCACUAGAGUAGCCCCGACGACUAAAAUAGUCAUGCCACCCCCUACCCUUUCUCUUUAGAUUCUUCGAUUUUCUUCCAUAAACUGCAUUUUUCAUCAAUCCAAGUAAGCACUGAUGAUCUUUAUAUGAAUUUAGGAGCUUGAAUAAUGAAUUUAGGACUUCAAUUGAGGAUUUAAUGAUUAAAAUUGCUUGAGUUAGGUAGGGCUCUCUCUUGCUAAUUGUUGGCCUCUUUUAGACCCAAUUGAUGUUUGUGGCUGAUUGAUGAUACCUAUUCUGAUUAUAUAUGAGAUUGCAUAGUGCUUAUGAUGAUUUUAUCGAAUUUAUGCUUGUAUGAUUUGUUGAAUUUUUGCAAAGGUCAUUGCCAAAAUUUUAAAAAAUGUAGCAUAACAUCUUUCAAUUUAACCUUUAAAUGUCAAGCUAUGCUAGGUUUCGAAAUUCAUGGUAUGAUUUUUUAAAUUUCGAAAUUUUCAAUGGGAGCAGGGGCAUUGUAAGUUUUCAAAUUUCAUUACUAAGUUGGAUCAAAACUCAUGUCAUUUUACUUGUGCUAACUUCUCAAUCGACCUUUGCCUAAUCAUAUAACUUGGGUUUUCAAAGUUUUAAAAUUAGUAAGAUAGAUGGUUCAUAUAUUUUCUACAUUUUGAAGUUCAACUUUUCAUAUCGUUAUAUGUACCUAUACGUCAUAUGUAAUUGAAUUAGUUUAGCAUUCGGAACUAGCUUGAUAAUAAAUAUUAAAGAAGUUAUAUGAUUAGCUUAUAGAAGAAUCCAUGCUCUAAAGUUAUUCUCCUAUUUAUCAAUACUAACUUGGUUUCUUUUCUAUUGAGCAGGAAGAUGAAGAACCCAAUCCCUAAGUGGAUGGGAAAGCAUAAGAAGAAGGGAUACGAGGAUGCUUCUUCAUCAAGAAGACCACGUCCUCACAGUAGUGGAAGGCCACUUGAUAGUGUGUGGUCAAGGAGAAAAAGUGGACAACUGCCACCAGGGGCCGAGGUGCUUGAGACUGAUAUCGAGCUAGAGAUUAGAGAAGAGACACCAAGGAGAGAUUUACUCGCCGGCCUUCAACCGGUGCCAAUGAUGGGGAGUUGCAAUGAUAUGGAGACUCGAUGAUGCUGGUCUCUUGUCAAUAUUCAACAUCAAAGAAUAAAGAAGCGACGUGCUCACAAGGGAGUUCCUUGCCACCUUAAUAGUAAUUGGUAACACCCAAAUUGGUGAAACACCCUAACCCGGCCGGGUACUACAUUUACUAAACUGCCCUUGAUAAAUAAAAUAGUCAAAUCUUAAACUGCAGCGGGAAAUUUUUUCAUAAAUAAAGUACUGAAACACACACUUGUAGCUCAGAGCAAAGCCCUAACACGUGGGCAAAUUAAACUCAAACUUUAGAAUCUCAAUCUGAUCUCCAGUCUAUACUCAUAAUCAUAAAUGUAAAUAACUAAUAAUAUCUAAUUGUUGCUACUGAUACCUUGACUAAGCAUCCUCUGUGACGCUGAUACUAGUCUCCUCUAGCUGGCUUGCCUCGAACAGCUUUCUCGAUCUCGCUGCUCACUAACUGCUCCUCUAGCUGCAACUAUCGGUAUAGUUCUCGCUUUUCCUUUACUAAAUCCUGGUUAGUGAGAUGGGGUCAGUCUAUGCCCUUACGUUUUAGUAAUUCUAACACUUGAGUACUUUACUUAGACACUUAUCUUUGACUAGUGGAAGUUGUUUGUACUUCCAAUCAUAAAAUCUUAACUCUUAAACUUUGAGGGAGUUGAAGUUACUCUCCUCUCUUAAAGCUCAAAUCUUGACUUAAAUACUUGACCGACACGGGGAUCCCUCACUAGCUAGUCCGGUUGCCAACUCAUACGUAUGAGAAGCCAUCCAAGCUUUCCUUAAACUUAAACUUAGUUAGGGAAGUCGUAACGAUUCAUCCCCCUAACAUCUUAAACUUAUCGUGUUGGCUCUUCACCACGAUUCUCAAGAGCAUAACUGCUGCUCAUAUAAAAGUCUCAAGAGCAUAACUGCUGCUCUAUCUCAAAAUGUCUCAAAUGGCAACGGACUGGCGCUAGUGAAUAAAAACACUUAAAAGGA